AGCUGUGAAGAUCUUAGCAGGCAAGCGGUGUUUUGGUUGCUAACGAGCUGCUUCAUCCUCCAUUAGGGUCUGGAGAAGUAUGUGAAGGGCCGAGAGUUUCAUACACCUUUGAUUAUCGAUGAGGAUGGGAUCCACGAGCUGGUGAAGAAUGGGAUGUAGUUGUGGGGCAGUGUCCAGGCUGGGCUGCCUGUCCUACCUAGUGGGCUGGGAAUUCGGACAAAGGAAGGUUUAUAGCUGUGAGUGAUAGGGGCUGGUCCUGCUCACUGUGGCCCUUUGCAGAGGAGGAUGUCACCCACUCAGUUCUUGGCAUGUUGUAUGCUUCUAUUUAUAUUUUAAUUUAAAAACCAAACACUUUACGGAUUCCCCUGCCAUGAAGCACAGCUAUGGCACUGUUCUUUGCACUCUAGGCUGUGGGCAUUUAUUUUUAACCAUGUAUAUAGUAAUAGUCGUUGUACAUGCAGAGGAUUUUUAUGGUACGGGGCUGGGGUUAAUCUUGAAUUCUUAUUUUUCUCAAAUCUACAUGACUAUUUUUUUUAAUAGGAUCCUUCUCAUUGCGCGUGUCUUCCCUUUUGGUCAUCCUUUGUAUAUUGCACUACUGGAAGCACCCAAUUAAACUCUUGAGACCCUCCUGUCUGUCAUCUGGUGGUGUUUUAGUGAUGGUGGCUUUCCACAGAGGCUCUGCUUGUGGAGCAGAAGUCCGGUUGCAUCCCGCCAAGUGCCCAGCUCUGACCUGUGCAGCAGGGAUUGCUGCCUGAGGGGUCACAGGCAAGUCCUUUUGCCCACAGCACUCGUUUGUGGUGUUACAGGAGGAAGCUAGGGGCUGUGCUUUCCUCUUGAACUUCUGCAAGGGGCAGGAAGCCUUGAACAGGUAAGAAAAGGCAGGUGUGCUAAAGGUAGUUGUGCUGUGCCGCUGGAGUGCUGGCAUGGUGCCCUCCAGCAGCACUGUGUGCCCUUUGCUUUUCCAGCGAGGGCUCUUAGAUUCCUGCCUGAGCCCACUGCCUCAGAGCACGUGGUGUCCUGAUACCUUUGGGCAUGUGGCUCUGCUGCCUCCCUGCUUGUUUGGAAGGGGAAGUGGUGCUCAACCAGCUCCUCUCCUGCUCCCGAGUCCCACCACAAGCCCUGUGGCUGCCUCAGGAGGUAUUUUUUCCUGCAGGACUGGCAAUGGGGCCCAAACCACUCCCCUUGGGGGAAGUCACCAAGUCCCCCAAGUGCUAAGGUGGCUGAUGGGCACCUGAGGUCAGCGUGCCUGGGAAGCCAGGGCCAUGUGGGGGGUCCUAGUCAGUGCCAUAGCUGCUGAUGGCUCGCUCUGGGCCAGCUGGGCCGUGUGUGGCCAAAUCAGGCUGGCAGCUGUGGGUCCCAGAGGAGAAAGCCUGGGAUGGGGGCCAGAGUGGAUGCAAAGAGCUGGUGUGGAGUGCUGCGGGUGGUCUACACCACCUCUUCCCCCUGCCCACUGGCUCUCCUGGGCCCUGUGAGCAGCUGCCAUGGGGAAGGGACAUCUCUGCUCCCCAGGGUGCAGGCCCUGAAGCUACUGCUCUGUGGCAUGGAGCAGGCAGCAGCUGGAGCACAGUGUGGAGCUCACCGUGAAGAGAUGCGUGCGGCCCCAGGACCAGCCGCAGGAGCAAGAGAGGCUGCGUGGUGACCCUGGGGGACUGCUGCUCCAGCUAGCUCCCUGAGCACUGGGAGAGGUGGAGGAAAGAUGUUUGCCUUGACUUUUUGGCUCCGUUUGCACACCAACACCUUUGCAUGAGGUUCUGGGAUAGAGCAAUGCAGCACUGGCUCCUGCCAAGUUAUUUUAGUGCCAGUUCCAGAUAGCAGGAGGUGAGUGGAGUUGGACAAUGUGCCAGUGUGCGUCUAGGGCAGCCUGUUCAUGGGCGAGGGCUUUCUUCUCCCACCUGAUUCCAGGCAGCACACUGGUGGCACAGUGUGGAGCCCUGCAGCAGGCACUGCACUAACCUGCUCCCUGCCUGCUCCUGCGCAUCUGCUCUGCCUUGCCUGGACUGCCCUGGGGUGCUCCUCUCACUGCAACUGUGGCUAGGCUGGCACGGCAGCCACAGUGAGGGUUCCUGGCAUGUCACUUGCAUCCUGCUGGGUGGUGAAUGGCUUUCUCUGUAUGGGACUCCUCUUUCAUUGUCUGGAAAGCAGGCAGGCUGGAAGGCCAGGAAGAGGAUGGUUUGGGGGUUUAGAAGCAUAGCUGCGACCUUGGGACAGGUGCCUUCUCCAGUGUGGGAUGACCCGUGGGACAGGAGUACUUUUUGGGAGCUGCUGGCCUGCUGCCAGGAGUAUUACUUCCCUCCCAUGGCAGUGUGGGUGCUGGCAUAAAAUACAGCCAAAACACUAGUUGGAAAGAAUAUUGGAUUUGGAGUUCCUUUGGUGUUUUUUUUCCCCUUCAAAUUGGCUUUUUAACUAUUACACAAAAAUUAAUGUGAUCUGAUUAUUAUUAUUUUUCUCCCUGCUGUGUUGCAUAGUCUGUGGCUGCAGUGCCAAGUAGUGCCUGGAAAUGAUGUAAAACCAUGAACUUACAAUGCAGUUUGGGGAACCAGAGUGCUUCUUCCAUACCAUGUGCUGGGGCAGGUUUGCUGUACAGCCGGUAUCCUGGCCGUGUGUGCCUACGCAGCAGCCCAGCACCCUUCCCACCUGGGGCGCAGAGCAGAGCAAGCCCAUGUGGGACCCUUCUGGCCACUGAUAAGGCCUUGUAGGGUGCCUCUGUCACUUUUGUUUUGAGGGUGUCAUGCCUGGCCCCGGCACCCCACGGUUCAGGAGGAGGGUUCUGGACACGUGCGCCAUCGCAUGGCUGUGGGAGGUGAAUGCCAGAAAGCAAAACAUUGACUAUUGCUUUAGGUUCCCUUGCCAGCCACGGGGAUUUUUUUUUUUAUUUUUUCUCUCAUGCUAUGAAUGGGUUUUGCUGUAAAUUAUAGCUUUGCACACAUUCCCUCAGGCCGAGGAAAAUAACUUCUGCUGAAAAGCGAGCCUGGAUUGGUGACUGGCUCCCCCUCUCCACUCCCUAAUUGAAACCAAAUGUGCAAGAUGUAGGAUUGUGGGAUUUCUGGCCCACUCCCAGGAAUCCACAGAAUGCAAACGCGCUCCCAGAGACAUCUUGCAUCAGCCUGGGGAAAGUUCGCUCCUUGCUUGGCUCCCCUGUUCCAGGCCAGGGGCGAAGAGCCCACUUGCCUGCCACCACCUCCCCGCUCUGCAGAAACCCUCCUGCCCUCUGCUGGCUGCCCGAAGCAGGACUGGCAUUUCUGCAUGACUCGGCUGCCUCAGUGUGACAAGUUUUGGCGCUCUCUCACAGGAGUGCCGACAUGUCAGCCUUCCCCAGACCAGCCCUGCUGCUCCUGAACCUGCUGCUGCUGCACAUCCCUUGGGCUGUGAGAGCCCAGGUUAACCCAGCGGUGUGCCGGUACCCCUUGGGAAUGUCAGGUGGUCACAUCCCUGAUGAGGACAUCUCAGCAUCCAGCCAGUGGUCUGAGUCCACAGCUGCCAAGUAUGGACGGCUGGACUCAGAGGACGGUGAUGGUGCCUGGUGUCCCGAGAUCCCAGUGGAGCCUGAUGAUCUGAAGGAGUUCCUGCAGAUCGACCUGCAUGCCCUGCACUUCAUCACGCUGGUGGGCACCCAGGGGCGCCAUGCCGGGGGCCAUGGUAAUGAGUUUGCUCCCAUGUAUAAGAUCAACUACAGCCGAGAUGGCACUCGCUGGAUCUCCUGGAGGAACCGGCAUGGAAAGCAGGUGCUGGAUGGAAACACCAACCCUUAUGACAUAAUCCUCAAGGACCUGGAGCCACCCCUCAUCGCCCGCUUUGUCCGCUUCAUCCCUGUCACUGACCACUCCAUGAAUGUCUGCCUGCGCGUGGAGCUGUACGGCUGUGUCUGGCUGGAUGGGCUGGUGUCCUACAACGCGCCGUCUGGGCAACAGCUUGUCCUUCCUGGGGGCACCAUCAUCUACUUGAACGACUCGGUAUACGAUGGGGCGUUUGGGUACAGCAUGACAGAGGGCCUGGGCCAGCUGACGGAUGGGGUGUCGGGGCUGGAUGACUUCACACAGACCCAUGAAUACCAUGUCUGGCCGGGCUAUGACUACGUGGGCUGGCACAAUGAAAGCACCACUGGCGGCUAUGUGGAGAUCACCUUUGAAUUCGACCGCAUCAGGAACUUCACUGCCAUGAAGGUCCACUGCAACAACAUGUUCACCAAAGGUGUGAAGAUCUUCAAGGAGGUGCAGUGUUACUUCCGCUCAGAUGCCAGUGAAUGGGAGCCCAGUGCCCUCUCCUCGGUACUAGUGCUGGAUGAUGUGAACCCCAGUGCUCGCUUUGUCACUGUGCCACUGCUCCACCGAAUGGCCAGCGCUAUCAAGUGCCAGUACUACUUUGCUGACACCUGGAUGAUGUUCAGCGAGAUCACCUUCCAGUCAGAUGCAGCCAUGUAUAACAACUCAGUGGCACCCCCGGUGUUGUCUGUGGUACCCACCACCUACGACCCCACACUCAAGGUAGACGACAGCAACACACGCAUCCUGAUUGGGUGCCUGGUAGCAAUCAUCUUCAUCCUGGUGGCCAUCAUCAUCAUCAUACUGUGGCGGCAGUUCUGGCAGAAGAUGCUGGAGAAGGCAUCACGGAGGAUGAUGGAUGACGAGAUGACCGUCAGUCUCUCCCUGCCCAGUGAAUCCAGUAUGUUCAACCACAACAGCUCCUCUUCUUCAAGUGAGCAGGAGUCUAGCUCCACCUAUGACCGCAUAUUCCCCCUGGGUCCUGACUACCAGGAGCCCUCCCGCUUGAUCCGCAAGCUGCCUGAGUUCAACCCAGAGGAGGAGGCGACAGGCUGCAGCAGCCCUGUGAAGUCAUCUCAGGUCAACGUCCCUGAGGGUGUUCCCCACUAUGCUGAGGCUGACAUCGUGAACCUGCAGGGUGUGACAGGCAGCAACACCUACUCAGUGCCAGCACUUACGAUGGACCUGCUCUCCGGCAAGGACGUGGUCAUCGAGGAAUUCCCUAGGAAGCUGCUGACAUUCAAGGAGAAACUCGGGGAAGGCCAGUUUGGGGAGGUUCACCUCUGUGAAGUGGAGGGGAUGGAGAAGUUCAUGGGCAAGGACUUUGCCUUGGAGGGCUUGGAUGCCAGCUCCAACCACCCCAUUCUCGUCGCUGUGAAGAUGCUUCGAGCAGAUGCCAACAAAAAUGCCAGGAAUGAUUUUCUGAAGGAAAUCAAGAUCAUGUCACGGCUGAAGGACCCCAACAUCAUCCGUCUGCUGGCGGUGUGCAUUGCUGAUGACCCACUGUGCAUGAUCACUGAGUACAUGGAGAAUGGAGACCUCAACCAGUUCCUGUCCCGCCAACAGGCAGGCAGCCCCCACACCAGCCAUGAGCCCACCAUCAGCUACAGCAACCUGCAGUUCAUGGCCACCCAGAUCGCCUCUGGCAUGAAGUACCUCUCCUCCCUCAACUUUGUGCACCGAGACCUGGCCACACGCAACUGCCUUGUUGGGAAGCAGUACACCAUCAAAAUAGCUGACUUUGGCAUGAGCCGGAAUCUCUACAGUGGGGACUACUAUCGCAUCCAGGGUCGGGCGGUGCUCCCCAUCCGCUGGAUGUCCUGGGAGAGCAUCCUACUGGGCAAGUUCACGACGGCCAGUGAUGUGUGGGCAUUUGGCGUUACACUGUGGGAGACCUUCACACUCUGCAGGGAGCAACCCUACUCCCAGCUGUCGGAUGAGCAGGUCAUCGAAAACACCGGCGAGUUUUUCCGAGACCAGGGCCGGCAGAUCUACCUUCCCCAGCCUGCACUUUGCCCUGACUCAGUCUAUAAGCUAAUGCUCAGCUGCUGGAGACGGGACACUAAAGAUCGUCCCUCCUUCCACGACAUUCAUCACCUUCUCCGAGAAUCAGCCAGUGAAGAAUGACCCUU
Molecule: messenger RNA, 5890 nt
Organism: Cuculus canorus (common cuckoo)
Lineage: Eukaryota; Metazoa; Chordata; Aves; Cuculiformes; Cuculidae
Gene: DDR2
Product: discoidin domain receptor tyrosine kinase 2
Exons: 17
Coding region: 3300-5885 (861 amino acids)
Biological process (GO): positive regulation of kinase activity; multicellular organism development; UDP-N-acetylglucosamine biosynthetic process
Cellular component (GO): membrane; signaling receptor complex
Molecular function (GO): protein tyrosine kinase collagen receptor activity; ATP binding; UDP-N-acetylglucosamine diphosphorylase activity
Source: RefSeq, a predicted model, not a curated record